Mus musculus (house mouse) is the source of this 10092-nucleotide messenger RNA. It is a transcript of the gene Zfp53, whose product is annotated as zinc finger protein 53. The record is from RefSeq and is a predicted model, not a curated record. Bases 587 to 2422 code for a protein of 611 amino acids. The transcript has 7 exons. Lineage: Eukaryota; Metazoa; Chordata; Mammalia; Rodentia; Muridae. Gene Ontology annotation, cellular component: nucleus. Gene Ontology annotation, biological process: regulation of DNA-templated transcription.
GAUGGGAGGAUGUUACACAUUGGCUGGGUGUAGAGGAAGGGUGUGGAGUGGGCGAGUUUAGAGGAGUGACCAGCAGGGAUACUGAGAUGCAAUGUGUGUGAGCCUAAGGAAUUGAGGCUAAAUAGUCAGAGCCUAAAGUGUUAAGAACGCGUUUCCGGCCUAGGGUCUGCACUGUGUGGAGUCGCGUGGUGCAGACUUGCCUGCAGAGCACACGGCCGGGGUCUCGCGGGACCCGUGAACCCCCAAAGCUACAGGUGCCAGGCGGGGCGUCCUGGGAGAGUCAGCAGCGCCGCGGCGGGAACAGCAGCCUGGCGGCCCUGGAACCUUCCAGGGCUCACUGAUCACCCAGACCAGCUCACCUAUGGAGCAGAACAAAGAGACCUGGAAGAUGGAGAGACAGGAGGCAGUAGCUAAGGAUCCAGCCUUCAGACGAAGAUGUAGAACUCUCAGCUACUCGUGCACCAUGCCUGCCUGGAUCCUGACAUGCUCCCAACUUCAUGAUAGUGGACAGAAACUUUGAACCUGACCACAAGCCAGCUAUUCAUUAUUCUUCAAAGAGAAAAUCAAAGAAGAGACCCAGAAAGAAAUGGCUGGUUCUCCAUUAAUCAUGUCACAGCGUCUGUUGACAUUUGGGGAUGUGGCUGUGGAAUUCCCCCAGGAGGAGUGGGAAUGCCUGGACUCUGCUCAGAGGGCUUUGUACAUUGAUGUGAUGUUGGAGAAUUACAGUAACCUGGUCUCUGUGGAGAACUACUGCAUAAGUGAUACUGUCCAUCAACAUGUGAAGACUGAAAAGGAGUCUUGUCAGGGUAAUGAGCUUGGUGAAAUGCUUCAUGAACCCACCAACUGUGCACUUUAUAUAAGACGUGACACUAUAGAAACCUCUAAUAACUACAGAUGCUCUAAGGACAGGGAUGGCUCUGUUGACUUGUUAAAUCAAGAUAGACAUAAAAGCACACACACUGGCGAAGAACUUUGCAAAUCUGAAGACUGUGAGAAAUCUUUAAGUUUGUCUUCCAACCUUACUGAAAAUCAGAGACUCUAUGCUGCAAACAAACUGCAAAGUCAGGGAGAAUAUGAUGAUGAUUUCAGCUCUGUGUACAGUCUCAUGCAACAAACAAUCUACAUUGGAGAUACACCACACCAAUGUGAGAAAUGCAGGAAAUGCUUCAGUACCGCUUCAAGCUUAACUGUACACAAGAGAAUUCAUACUGGAAAGAAACCCUACAAGUGCAGUGUUUGUGGCAAAUCCUUUACCCAGUGCACAAAUCUUAAAACACAUCAAAGACUUCAUACUGGGGAGAAGCCUUACAAAUGCAAAGAGUGUGGAAAAUCAUUUCCUCAGUUGUCAGCACUUAAAAGCCAUCAGAAAAUUCAUACUGGAGAGAGACCUUACAAAUGUAAGGAGUGUGACAAAUCCUUUGCCCACUGUUCCAGUUUCAGGAGACAUCAGAAAACCCAUAGGGCUGAGGAACAUUGUAGUUGUCCAGAGUGUGGCAAAGUCUUACAUCAGCUUUCACACCUUAGAAGCCAUUACAGACUCCAUACUGGAGAGAAGCCCUACAAAUGCAAUGAGUGUGACAGAUCAUUUACCUACUAUGCAUCAUAUAGAAGGCAUCAGAAAACUCAUUCUCUAGAUAAAUUUUACAAAUGCAAAGAAUGUGGUAAGUCCUUUCUUGAAUUAUCACAUCUUAAAAGGCAUUAUAGAAUUCAUACUGGUGAAAAGCCUUACAAAUGUGAGGUGUGUGAUAAAUCUUUUACUGUUAAUUCUACUCUUAAAACACAUCUGAAAAUUCAUACUGGAGAGAAACCUUUUAAAUGUAGGGAAUGUGAUAAAUCUUUUACCAAGUGCUCACAUCUUCGAAGACAUCAGAGUGUUCAUACUGGUGAGAAACCUUAUAGAUGUAAGGAAUGUGACAAAUCUUUUACUGAGUGUUCAACUCUUAGAGCCCAUCAGAAAAUCCAUACUGGUGAGAAACCUUACAAAUGUAGAGAAUGUGACAAAUCCUUUAUCCAGCGUUCAAAUCUUAUAAUACAUCAGAGAGUUCAUACGGGAGAGAGACCUUACAUAUGUAAGGAAUGUGGCAAAUCUUUUACUAAGUGUUCAACUCUUCAAAUACAUCAGAAAAUUCAUACUGGAGAGAAACCUUACAAAUGUAUGGAAUGCAACAAAUCCUUUACCCAGGACUCACAUCUUAGAACACAUCAGAGAGUUCAUACUGGAGAGAGACCUUACAUAUGUAAGGAAUGUGGCAAAUCUUUUACUCGAUGCUCAUAUCUUAGAGCACAUCAGAAAAUUCAUACUGGAGAGAAACCUUACAAAUGCAAAGACUGUGACAUAUCCUUUAUCCAGAUUUCAAAUCUGAGAAGACAUCAGAGAGUUCAUACUGGAGAAAAAAAUACCAUUGCAACUAUUGUGACAUAGCAUUUAUUUGGUGUUCCCUGCUUAAAAAUCACAACAGUAUAAAUAAUAGAAACAUAAAAAUAACAGGCUUUUGAAAGCCUUUAGUUAAGGUUUAAAUUUAAAAAAAAAAUAAAAGUUUAUAUUAACAUGAAAUUCUGUAAUUAUAACUGUGGAAAAAGCUUUUUAUUUAUUUUUUUAAUGUGUAUGUUUGCCAGGCCUGGAAGUAUUCUCUGUGCACUACAUGUAUGCCUGGUGUGGGUAGAAGCCAGAAGAGAGCAUCAGAUCCCCUGAAGUUGGCAGUACACCUAGUUCUGUGUAGCUAUUUAUAUGUUGGGAAUUGGACCUGUUCUCUGUAAGAGCAACCAGUGCUCUUAACCACUGACUUUUCUCUCCCAUCCCUGGAAAGAACUAUAACAAAAAUACUUAUGUAACAUCUAACCAUUCAUAAUAAUGCCAGGCAAGAUGGUGUAUGACUUUAAUUGUAGCACUUAGAAGACACAGACAAGCAGAUCACUGAGUCUGGGUUCAUCCUGGUCUACAUAGUGACUUUCAGGACUGCCAGGAUUAUAUAGACCCUGUCUCAAAAAAAUUAAAAAUAAAAAUAAAAAAAUGGUAAAUAUGAAUAACAUAUGAUAACAUUAGCAAUUAGCAAACAUGUAUGUAAUUAAAGUGUAUAUCACAAAGUUCAUAGUUCUGAGAAACUAUGUUAAAGUAUAUUUUAUAUAAUUCCCAUGUCUCUUUGGAAAUUACAUCUCACACAAAUAUUUUGAAUUGCACAAAUGCUUUACAAAAUAGUGCUAAAAUUGCAGAGAUUAAAGAAAAUUCAUCAUGAAGGAAAAUGUUUUAAUUCUCAUCUUUCAUUCACUUACAAAAUCUUCAUAAUAGAGUUAACCCUUACAAAUAUCAAGAAAGAGGCAAACUGUAAUGAGAUAGGCUGUGCAUGUGAUAGCUGGAAUGCUGACAUACAGCUUAGAAAUACCUCAAAGGCUAAGGAUGCGAUGAUGCCACACCAUCCAUCGCAAUGCUCUGUACAUAGAGGUAGGUGCAUCUGUAUGAGUUCACACAUCUUGGAUAGUGAAUUGGUACUUUAGGGUACAUGGUUCAAGGGCAAGACCAUGACAUCAUUUCUCUUCCAGCAGCCUGUACUAGACCUUGUAAUGCUACAAAAGCUAGCCAGUUCGGAGAGUUUCUUGGUAAGUUCAAGAUUGUUCUCUGUCUCGAAACCAACGUGUUUGAUGUCAUCAAUAGCACCAUGUGCUUAGGACGGCCAUGCAAGAGAACUGACAAUGACCUGUUUUGUUUGGGGUGCUUCUGUGACCCCCCCCCCCUUGAGGAGUAAGUCCUAAGCAGAUAGAAAUAUCUGGUACAGAGAGCUCCAUUUAAUAGCCCUGGCAUCUGGCAGUAGCAUUAUUUAACUAAGUGUGACACAGCAGCUCAAUGGCUUUAAAAUCAUAUUUCCUAUAUAACCUGUAAGAUAGUGGCGUUUCAUAAGGCUUUUUCAUAAAGCCUUACUUUGGAUAACCCACCCACUCUUCUUUCUUCCUGUCCUCAUCUCCAGUUAAACACAUUACACAUUGUCCAAUGCCCCAAUCUUUUAUAGCACAUGUGUCCUGCUCUCCCCUUUGAUUACAUGUUUUUACAUGGGAUGCGAAACAGUAAGGUUCCAUGUAGUUAUUCAUGGAUCUCUCAUUUGAGUGGAGCUUUAGCAGCCCCCUUUCUUCCCCAUCACUCCACUAUAUGUUUAAGUCAUUAUGUACCCAGUGUUCCCACUCUAUUUUCACAUCACCUAUAUUCUAAUAUCCACCCUCUCUUCCUGAAUCCCUCUACGACAGGUGCAUUUCUAGCAUCUUGGCCUCCACAUGAAGUCUCACUAGGACACACAAAACAAAAGUUUGAAGCUACGAUGCACAUGAGUGGAAAUGUGAUGUUUGCCUGCUGGGACUAGGCAGCAGCACUCAUCAUAAUUUUCAGAAAUGUACUUUUGCUUCCAGAUUUCCCAGUUUCAUUUUAUUAACACCUGAGUAAUACACCUUUGUACCUAAGUAUCACAGUUUUAUUUAUGCAUGUGUCAGUUGAAAGACAUCUGAGUUGAUUCCAUUGCCUAGAUACUGUGAAUAAAGGUACAAUGAACAUGAUGGGCAAGUGCUCCUUGGUAAAGAUGGAGAGUCCUUGGAGGUUGUGCCCAGAAGUGAUUGUUAUGCAUCAGCUUCUACUGAGAUUAAACCUUCCAAUUUGGAAGAAGUUCCUUAAAAUAUAGGAUAUUAAAACAGAGGUAAAUAAAUGGAUGUUCUUAUGGGAGAUGAUACAUUCUAUCCUACAAAAAAUCACCAGAAACUAAAGGUGAUAAAGAUGACUUAACAGCUUUAGGAAGUCCCCAAAACUGGCAAAAUUCACCAGUGCCCUCCUGCCUCAAGCAUAUAUAAUCAGUAUGGACUCUGACACUAUCAGACAAAAUGAGCUUCGCAGAACAUGUUCAGACCAGCCAUCAAGCAGAUCCCAGCCAGUCAAGUUGCCUGAAUCAGACAAAACAGGUCAAGCUGUCUGGAGGAUGUAGUGAGUGGCCUCAAAGACAAACCUCCCACCUCAGGUGAGCUGCCUGCAAGCUAUGCAGUGGUCCCCGGGUUUGCAGCUUCAUUAGCCACCACCCUCACAGGGUGAAGCAACUGUUACUCGGUCCUUUUUGUUUCUAUCAGUAGCUACUCACCCACACUCUUGUAAGUCACACAUUAUACUAACUGGUCCGCUGACAUUUAGAGAUGACUCAGUGGUUAAGAGCACUGUCUGCUUUUUCAGAAGACUCACUCUGAGUUCUCAGCACCCUCACAUGGGCACUCAAUCUGUAACCUUAACUCCAGGGCAUCCAGUGCCCUCUUCUGGACUCUGUGAGCACCAGGAACACACAUAGUUCGCCAAAAUACAUGCAGAUGAAACAUCAAUAGAAAGAAACCACAUUGGUGCCCCAAGUUGAACUCUGUUGGUUCCCAACAUUGAUUUGUCAUUGAUUCCUCAUCUGGGAUAAGUAUAUGUGUGUGUUUGUUUCCACAGGAAUAGUGCCACAUGUUAGUUAUGUCCUGUGACACCCAGACUUCUUUCUUUGUUUGAGAAUAUAUACACUGAUUUUCAGAGUGGAUUCUCUAGUUCUCACUCCCCAGCAGUAUUGGCCUCCUUCCCACAUGUGUAUGCCAAGAGUCGUUAACAUUCCUGAUGAUGGACACUGUAAUUAGGGGAGCAUGUUAGCUUAAAGAAAUCCUUGUCUGAAUUCCACUGAUAAUUUUACAAACUUUUUUAUUUUUGUCUGGGUUUCUUGUGUUUGUUUUACUUCUGUUCUGUUUUUUUUUUUGUACUGUAAAAUUUUAUAAUAAUAGUGUAACUACAUCAUGCUUCAUUUCCUUUUCCUACUGCCAAAUUCUUGCAUAUAUUCUUUCCUGCUCUCUUUUAAAUUCGUGCCUUGUCAUUUCAUUAUUAUUGUAUGUAUAAUAUGUAUGAGUGUAUUACGUAUAAUUUAUGUAUAACAUAUAUAUUCCUAAAUCUAACCUUGUCUGUCUGUCUUAUACUACUUGUGUAUAUGUUUCCAAUGCUGACCAUUUGGCUUUGGAUAACUCGUUGGUAUUCUCUCCCUGAGGGAGGCUCCUGCUGCCAGCAUUGUCAGUUGCCUGUAGUACACUCCAUAGGGAUUGAGGCCUUGUGGACUUUUCCCCAUCCACUUUGGCAUGUCCAUUGCUGUUGUGCUUGUUCAGCUCUUGUUUGAGCAGUCAUGAUUUUGAAAUUUUAUGGAUAUAGCUCCUAGCAUUACUAGGUGAAACAAUCUCACAGCAAACUCCUUGAUCCUCUGCCUCUUGAAUAUUAAUAGCCCAUCUUCAAAAAUAUUCCUUGAGCCUUAGGUGCAUGAGUGUUUUGUAGAUAUAUCCAUCAUAUGUGGGCUCAACAACUCUACAUUUUGCAGUUGUAGAUUUUUUUGUAGUGGUCUCUCUGUUGGAAGGAAAAUUUCCUUACUGAGGGAAGAAAACUAUAUUUAUUUGUGGAUAUGAGAAAAAAUAUUUAAAUUUUAUUAGGAACAAAUCUGAAUUAGUAAAUUGGUGGUGGUUGGUUCUCCUCCAAGAUUCGUAACUUCACCAGCAGUGAGAAGUUAGCUAGCUUUCCAGUACCAGUCAUAGUUUCCCUGUUGUUAUGAAUAUCUUAAGUCCAAUUAGAGAGCUGUUGGUUUUCACCAAGGUGAACUUGCCAUUACUGAACCUCUAGAGCUAUCCUGACACGGUGAUCAUCAAUGUGGUUCAUAGGCAUUAUAGCUGGGUAGAACUGUUCAUGAUAUUCUUCCUUUAGAGCUUUACAUGCUUCUUCUGGUAUCACACAAGCUAAUUCUCUGAGAGGAGUUUGGUGUAUUUUGAGAUAGGGUCUGUCUGUAUUACUAGCUGGCCUAGAUUCCGUAUGUAGAUCAGGCUGGCCUUGAACAUAGACUUGCCCUGUUUCUACCUCAUGAGUUCUAGGUUUGAAGGCUUGCAUGACCUUGCCCAAUGAAGCGUAACUGUUUCUGAUUACUUUGUUUGUUGGUAUGUUUGUUUGAAGAGACAGGGUCUAACCUUGACUGACUUUGAACUCACAGGAUCUGACUGCCUGUCUUCUGAGUCCUUGGGAUUAAAGGCUUUCACAACCACUGCCAAGAUUUAAUGUCUUGACAAUUCCAGAAAGUAAGGGCACAACCCACUUGAUAGAAAUGAGUUAACAAGUAGAUCUUAUUUCUACUCACAUUAAAUACUUCUAUUGCAUAAAAUCACUAACUUGAAAUAGAUGAAGUUCCAGGUGCAUAUAAGACACCAAAUGUAAAUAACAUGAAAUAAAUAAUAUAAACAAGAUGAUAAGUAGUCUUACACGUGUUCUCGCGACCGGCCAGGAAAGACGCAACAAACCGGAAUCUUCUGUGGCAAAAGCUUUAUUGCUUACAUCUUCAGGAGCAAGAGAGAGAAUGGCGAAACCCAGUCCCUUUUAAGGAGAAUUAUCCUCCGCCUAGGACGUGUCACUCCCUGAUUGGCUGCAGCCCAUCGGCCGAGUUGUCGUCACGGGGAAGGCAGAGCACAUGGAGUGGAGAACUACCCUUGGCACAUGCGCAGAUUAUUUGUUUACCACUUAGAACACAGGAUGUCAGCGCCAUCUUGUAACGGCGAAUGUGAGGGCGGCUCCCCACAAAGUAGCAAUGUGACUUAAGCAAUUAUAAAAUGUAACCCUGAAAUUAACCCCACAAUUAGAUCGACAGGAUUCUAUCAGAACUGCAAAGAAGAGCUAACCGCAAAGCUACUUAACAUUUAAUACUUCUUGAAACACACACAAAAAACAAGACUUCCUUACUCUAACUAUUCCUUUACAUUUAACUAAAUAAUGAUCAUGGUAUGGUGGAAUGUCUCCCUCAUGGACAAACACACCAAUUAAUUAUCAAACAAAAAUCCCACCAGAUACUGGUACAACAACAAAAAUUCCACACUCAUGUGGUCUUUUCAAAGAAACUUGAGCUGGGCAUGGUAGCACAUACCAUUAAACACAGGAUUACACAGAAAACCUUGUCUACAUUCAAUAAAUGAAUGAAUGAGCCCCCAUUUCUAUUAUUAGCUGUUUCAUACUCAUAUGAAUAUAUACACAGAAUGUGUGUGUGCAUAUGGGCAUAUCUAAUACUGCCCACUCUCACCUCCUACCUCUCCACUAUCCUGGUCCACAAUUCCAACAGUCACUCUACUGUGUUCAUCUCUAUUCAUAUUGCUUGUGAUCCACUGAGAUGAACCAGAGCCAUUUGUGAGACUGGGUUUGGAGCUAUGUAUUGGAACCUGAUGUGCUCAGCACAGGAUGACAACUAAAGACAGUGAGUGACUCUUCUACAAUCUAUCCAUAGCCAAUGUUUGAGAGGUAAGGGGAGCUGUUGUUCCCUUUCCUAGACUGACUGUGGUCUUGUGUGAGGCCAGUGCAGGUAAAGACAGCUGCUAUUGGUUACUGAUUACAAUACUUGUAUGGAGUCUAGAGAAUGGUGUGUCUUAACCUUUCCCUUAUUUUCUAACCACCUCUUCUUCCUUGUUCCCAGAGCUAGAGAUGGGGUGGUGUAGCUGACGUUUUUAGGCCUGGGAACACAUACUUCACUUAUUUUCUGCAUCUGCGACAGCCAAGAGGCUGCAUUCACCACUCCAUUUAAAAAAAAAAAGGAAAACAGAACGUUCUCUUUUUUUCCUCUCAAAGCAUCGCUGUCACAGAAGACUUAAAUGACAAGACCGCCAUCUAUUGGGGAAAUCAGUACAGCGCGGGAUUAAUUCACCCCUAGGCUGUUGCAAAGGCCUUACCACUUACUUCUUUUCAAAAUCCAAGUUCUUUAAAUAUCUCUCCCCAAGUUCAUAUUUCAGUAUUUUGUUUUGGCUUUUUAAUGUUUGUGUGUUGGGGAUGGGACUCUCGCUUCUGAAUUUAGUCUAUUAUUGUUUGGUAUGAAAUAUAUAAGCCAGAGGUUGGUAGUCCAGUGGAGACGUUAGGCUGUUUGUCUUUUUUAUAAUUCACCUUACCCAAAUCAGUUCCCCAGUCCCUCGCAGCUUUUCCCCUCCCCGCACCCAUUCUCCUCUGAGAAGAGGGAUUCCCACCACACCUGUAUUCACUAGCGCCCCCCAGCCCCUCCCGCCCAGCACAUAAUCACUGCAGGACUAAGCAUAUCCUCUCUGACUAAGGUCAGACAAGGCGACUGGGUUAGGGGAAGGAAUCCACAGGCAUUCAACUAAUUCAGGGACAGCUCUUGCUCCAGUUUUGGUGGUGGUGGGGCGGGGGUGGGAGCUGUCGUUUAUCUAAAGGGUUUAGAACCCCGAGUGGGGCUCAGAUACCGGGUGGAGCGUCCUUCCAAAAACACUUGUGGUCGGCGCUCUCACAAGAGUGUGUGGAGGCUGUGCAGAGCCGGAGCAGCCUGAAAGCUGGAGCUGUGUGAAAGGCAGCCUGAGACAAAGUGGGAAGGACUGGUCUCUGAUGGGGCGCAGAUGCUCACCCGGAAACAUAUUUGGAGAUCGGAGAUCCGGAAGCACAUUGGGAGGAUUUUCGACUUAAUGGAGAUGUGUAGGGGAACUGUGUAGAGUGUGAGGAAUUAGGAGAAACACGUGGGUGGAAGCUGGGACGCUAAAUUACUGAAGUUUGAGAAGUUUUACCUAGAGCCAAAGCCAGAAGUCGCUUCGACAGGUUUCCCCCGUGCACGCGGUCCUGCACCGUGGGUAAUCGCGUGGUGCAGAUCUGGGGUCGAAAGAUACGGUGGACUUGGGGGAAACUAAAAUUCCUGGCUGCCGCGGGUGCCGCGGGUGCCGCGGGGCAUCCUGGGAGAGUCAGUCAGCAAUCAGCAGCGCAGCUGGAACUGCAGCCAGGCUACCAGAGCUGCUGGGCUAGGAAACAGGAAGGAGCAGUUUCUUUUCUGUUCCUGAGGAAGCUGGCUCUGAAAUUCUGCGGUGGAUGUCUUCCCUUGUGGAUACAUUUUAGCUCAUAUAAAGUGGAGUAAUCCUGGUUUUUGUUUGUUUGCUUGUUUUUUGUUUUGAUCUUCUGAUUACCAAAAUAUUCUUAUUAGAAUAUUCUAAGAGAAUAUCAGUUCUCUUUGUUGAGGUGAAACGGACCAAGCUCUUGGAAUUUACACUCAUCCACGCUAACUCCCAGGGGCAGCAAGUUCAUUGUUCCUGAAGAAGAAACUCAAAGAAGAGAAA